This is a messenger RNA of Pan troglodytes (chimpanzee), 942 nucleotides long. RefSeq names its product chromosome 17 C17orf107 homolog (gene C17H17orf107). The record is from RefSeq and is a predicted model, not a curated record. Lineage: Eukaryota; Metazoa; Chordata; Mammalia; Primates; Hominidae.
AAGGAACCUGAGGAGCCCGGAAGGCAUGACAUCACCGUUCCUCCUCCCAGCUACCAAAGGCGCCGCGCGCUGACCUCACAAACACGGCUUCUCCUGGUACGGGCUGGUUACGCCCUCCAGCUGCGCCCCCUACACGACGACAGACGCGUCCCCCAGCCCUUCUCCUGUCCUACCACUUGUGGCGGCCAUGAAGGGGACCCCCAGCUCCCUGGACACCCUGAUGUGGAUCUACCACUUCCACAGCUCCACCGAGGUGGCCCUCCAGCCGCCGCUUCUGUCUUCCCUGGAACUCUCCGUGGCCGCAGCCCAUGAAUAUCUGGAGCAGAGGUUCAGAGAGCUGAAGUCCCUGGAGCCACCGGAACCGAAGAUGCAGGGGAUGCUGCCUGCCCCGAAGCCCACCCUGGGGCUGGUGUUAAGAGAAGCCACAGCCAGCCUCGUGAGCUUCGGCACCACCUUGUUAGAGAUCUCAGCCCUGUGGCUGCAGCAGAAGGCACGGCGACUAGACGGCAGCGCGGGCCCAGCCCCAGACGGCAGGGAUCCGGGUGCAGCGCUGAGCCGGGUAGCCCAGGCCGCAGGGCAGGGGGCUCGGCAAGCUGGGGCUGCGGUGGGCGCCAGCGCUCGGUUCCUAGUCCAGGGAGCGUGGCUAUGCCUGUGUGGAGGGGUCUGCAGGGGUCUGCAGGGGUCUGCCUCAUUCCUGCGACAGUGGCAACAGCAGCUAGGCCUCGGAAUCCCCGGAGAACCGGUGAGCUCAGGACACGGAGUGAGUUAGGGGCCAGAGGCGGCGGGGCUAGGGAGGCACUGAGCCGGACUGUCCCCCAACAGAGCUACUCAGGUGACGUCCAGCAGCAGUGAGGAGGACGGCGGACUAGGGACUCCAUCCCCGUACCAGCCCCACCCAGCGUCCGAAUAAAGCCCAGGGCGGGGCGAGACAGCCAGAGCUUU